CGUCGCUCACCGCCCCGCUCCCGGCCCGGCCCGGGGCUGUUUCCCCGGCCCCGCCGCGUCUCUCGCGGGAGGCGGUGCUCGGGCGGGCCCGGCCCUGAGGGGCGCAGGGGACACCCGGGGUGGCGGGCACGGCCCCGGUGCGCUCAGGUGCCACCUGUGCCCACGGGAGCACAGGCGGCUGCUCGUGGCGUGUUCGGCACCGCAGCUCUGUAAAGGGUUUAGAGGAAAGUACAGCUCCUGCCAGGUUUCUCUUAGGUGAAGGUAGCUGUUCUACAGCGUGGGAAGUUCGUGUUCUGAGCGUGGGGCAGCUAAGUUCUGGCCUAAACCAAAGGGUGAUGUUUGCCAAGUUAGCCUGAAUUUCUGAACUUCAAAAAACUUGGGGUUUGAAUUUUUUUUUUUUUAAUAAAAUAUAGUCAUACCAGGCGUUUAAUUGUUCUAACAGAAAAAGUUUUCCAGAAUAUCCCUGUGUUUAUUUAUACACCAUACAUGCUUGUAACACUCAGUUGUUACUUAUUUGCGUGUUUGGUUUUGUUGUGCUAGUAACUGAUCAAACAGUGUGAGUCCAAAACGGGGCUUUAUGAGAGCUCUAAAGAAUUGAUUGUUUAAAGUCUAGUCCGAUUAAUUUGGCUUUAACAGUUCAGUCUGUGUGUAGAUGGAUUGGCAGGUCCCGCGAUGAGCAGCUGAAGGAGCUGUCAGUGUGCUCCCGGGGAUUGACAAACGGAGCCGAGCGCUCCGCAGAGCCGGGGCUGCAGCCGCCUGUGAGAAUGUCGAGCCUGGGGCAGCGCACGGGCUCUGGGAAUCCCCUGCACGGUCAGGCUGUGGCUGCAGAAGGCGUUUGAUGGUUUCAAACACUUCACUUUUUCUUAACUCCUGCUGCCUGUUACUUUUUUUUUUUUUUUUUUUUUUUUUUUUUCCCUGCCUGUUACAAAAUUUCUUUUUUGUUACAUGUAUAAAGAAUUUCACUUCCAUCUUUCCUAGUUCAUACAGAUUUCGUUCAGAGAUUGUCUAGGGAUUUGUUCAUGGCAUUUUAUAUAGCAACUGAAGAAAUUUGCUCAAGAAAUAAACAUUAUUUUAAUUGAAAAGUUUUUUGGUUUAAAGAGUUGAUUUAAAAAUCAAAUUUUAUUUUAUAUCUUUCAGGUAACAUUCAUAUCUAAAAAUAAAAAUAACGUUCUUAUAUUUCAAAUUUACUGUUACGUCUUUAUGUUGAAAUUUCUAUAACUUCAGGGCUUUUUUGCUUCCUUCCUGGCGCUGUCAGGAGACAUGAUUGGGAUUAUCAGAGAAAGUCACUAAAAGUCCCCUGCGUUUCUAGUUUGGCUGAGGCUUGUGCUUGAGUCCCAGCUCACAGAAAGCACUGUUUUGUUUGGUUUGAGGUUUUUUGGUUUGAAGUUAUUUUUGGCUGAGGCCUGUGCUGGAGUCCCAGCUCACAGAAAGCACUGUUUUGUUUGGUUUGAGGUUUUUUGGUUUGAAGUUAUUUUUGGCUGAGGCCUGUGCUGGAGUCCCAGCUCACAGAAAGCACUGUUUUGUUUGGUUUGAGGCACUAGUGUGCUACUAGUAAGAUGUAGUAAACGCUGAGUGUAGACACAUGUGCCUGAAAUGCACCAGUGACUCAUGUUUUAUAGCUUGCAGCAAUGGAUCAUGUAAGAUUCAAAUCCCGUAGGAGGGAAUUUGUGUCCUCAUGUUUAUGUGUAUUAAAUUAUGAAUUACUUAUUUUCCAGUAAAACCAAAUUUUAUUCAGAAGUUUUUGUCUCCCUUCCUGAAGCAAUAAAAUACUGUUUCAUUUGUUGCUACUCUGAUUAGGAGCAGAUUCUAAAGACAGCAGUUCAUUAGUAAAAAGCCCCUGAAAUUUUUCUUACUUUAAAAAAGAUAAACUUUAAAGUUUUGAAAAACUUGUCAUCAUAAUUACAGACACGUUUUUCCGAUUGUAUAUUCCAAAGUUGAAGAUGACAUACGUCUAAUAACUGAGAUAUUCAGUGCCAUAAGUAAUGUAUAUGACUGCAAGAAACAUGCUGGUGUAGAUUUCACAUGGGAUGAAAGCAGCAGUAAGCAUAAGCAGAGUUUUAGCUCCUUAUCAUUGUUUCUUAACACUUUAGUGUGUACUAGUUAAAUCAGUAUUUUUAUUUUAUCUUGAAAUAUAUCAGAAUGUAUUCAUCACCUUUUGGUGAUGAAUGAAUUUUCCUAUUGAAUAACAAAGCUCAUGUCAAAUAUCCAAAAGAUGGAAUUUUUUUUGAUAAACUAUGUCCUUUCACUCAGAUGGAGUAAACUACUAAGUUUUAUGGAAGUAAAAGUAAAAUAAAACCAAGAGGUCAGUGUAGAAGAAGGAAACAUAUAUAAUGAAAGUUUGUGCUGUGCACUCUGUUGUGUUAAUAACUCCACUAACAUUGCUUUCACUUAAUUUAAUGCUGAUUGCCUUUAACAUUUACUAAACAGUUUUGAAAAUUACUGUAGCUUAGCCUGAGACGUUUGUGAUUAGCUGCACCAAUUUGAAAUGGCCAAUUUGGAUGAUGACAGAGCCUCCUCUGCGCAUGCUUUUUUAGAAUUUGAGGGUCACAGAUUGUCUGGUUCAAUUUAUGAGCCACUUAAAUGUAUUAACCUUCCAAAGCCAGAGGGGGAAACUCUGUGGGAUAAAUUAAAUCAUUACUAUAGAAUUGUUAAAUCAACACUGCUGGUCCAUCAAAGCCCGACCACAGGUCUGUUCCCUACCAAGACUUUUGGGAGUAACCAAAAGGCAAAAGUCCAUGAUAGCCUUUACUGUGCUGCCUGUGCCUGGGCAUUGGCCCUUGCUUACAGGCGCAUUGAUGAUGACAAGGGAAGGACCCAUGAGCUGGAGCAUUCCGCCAUAAAGUGCAUGAGAGGAAUUCUCUACUGCUACAUGCGCCAGGCCGAUAAGGUUCAGAAAUUUAAACAAGACCCCAAACCAUCUGCAUGUCUGCAUUCUGUGUUCAGUGCACAGACUGGAGAUGAGGUCUUCUCACAUGAGGAGUAUGGUCACCUUCAGAUCAAUGCUGUGUCAUUAUUUCUCCUCUACUUGGUUGAGAUGAUCUCUUCGGGGCUGCAGAUUAUCUACAACACAGAUGAGGUGUCCUUCAUCCAGAAUCUGGUGUUUUGUGUGGAGAGAGCCUAUCGGGUACCAGAUUUUGGUGUCUGGGAAAGAGGCAGCAAAUAUAACAAUGGCAGUCCAGAGCUGCACUCAAGCUCCGUGGGACUGGCAAAAGCAGCUUUAGAAGCAAUUAAUGGUUUCAAUCUCUUUGGAAAUCAGGGCUGCUCUUGGUCUGUCAUAUUUGUGGAUUUUGAUGCCCAUAACCGGAACAGACAGACCCUGUGCUCAUUGCUGCCCCGGGAGUCAAGGUCUCAUAAUACUGAUGCAGCUCUUCUACCCUGCCUUAGUUAUCCUGGAUUUGCUUUGGAUGAUGAGGUUCUGUUUGGUCAAACACUAGAUAAAAUUAUUAGGAAGUUGAAAGGCAAAUACGGGUUUAAGAGGUUUCUGAGGGACGGGUACAGGACGGCGCUGGAGGACAGGACACGGCGUUACUAUAAACCAGCAGAAAUCAAGCUUUUUGAUGGCAUUGAGUGUGAAUUCCCUCUUUUUUUUAUUUUCAUGAUAAUUGAUGGCAUUUUUAGAGGAAACCCUACACAAGUAAAGGAGUAUCAGGAUCUCCUGGACCCUUUGCUUCAAUAUACAUCUGAAGGGUGCCCUGUUGUCCCCAAGUAUUACUACGUGCCUGCUGACUUUGUGGAGCUGGAGAAGAGGAGCCCGGGCAGCCAGCGGCGGUUCCCCAGUAACAACGGGCGGGAUGGGAAGCUGUUCCUGUGGGGCCAGGCCAUGUACAUCAUUGCCAAGCUGCUGGCUGAUAAAUUAGUGAGUCCUAAGGAUCUCGACCCUAUUGGCCGGUAUGUACCUCCCCAGGACCAGCGCAACGUCAGCAUGAGGUUCUCAAACCAGGGUCCUUUAGAAAAUGAUUUGGUGGUACAUGUGGCCCUGAUAGCAGAAAGCCAGCGCCUGCAAGUUUUUCUGAACACAUAUGGAAUCCAAACUCAGACCCCCCAGCAGGUGGAACCAAUUCAGAUAUGGGCUCAGAAAGAACUUGUCAAAGCUUACUUCCAUUUGGGAGUCAAUGAGAAAUUGGGAUUAUCUGGAAGACCAGACAGACCCAUAGGAUGCCUUGGAACAUCAAAGAUUUAUCGAAUACUAGGGAAGACUGUAGUUUGCUACUCAAUCAUUUUUGAUCUCAGUGAUUUCUACAUGUCUCAGGAUGUUAUGAUGUUGAUUGAUGACAUUAAGAACGCCCUGCAGUUCAUUAAGCAGUACUGGAAAAUGCACGGCCGGCCCCUGUUCGUGGUGCUGAUCCGGGAAGACAACAUCAGAGGGAGCAGAUUCAGCCCCAUAUUAGAUAUGCUGGCAGCCUUUAGAAAGGGACUUGUUGGAGGAGUGAAGGUUCGUGUUGACAGAGUACAGACAUUAAUAUCUGGAGCAGUUGUUGAACAACUGGACUUCCUAAGCAUCACUGAAACAGAAGAGGCUCCUGUAUUUAAGAGUUUGGAGGAGCUGGAUCUUCCAAAACAUUCAAAAGUCAAGAGACAAUCUAGUACUCCCAAUGCUUCUGAACUUGAGCAGCAACCAGAUGUAAAUAUUAAUGACUGGAAAAACAAGUCAACAUAUGAGAUCCUGCAGAAACUUAAUGACUGCAAUUGCCUGGCAAGUCAAGUGUUACUCUCAAGUAUUUUGCUUAAAAGGGAAGGGCCGAAUUUUAUCACCAAGGAAGGUACUGUUGCUGAGCACAUUGAAAGAAUCUACAGACGAGCUGGCAGCAGAAAGCUCUGGUUGGUGUUGCGCUACAGUGCUGCAUUUGCACAGAAAUUUUCUUCUUCUAUAACCCCACAUAUUACUACUUUACUGGUACAUGGGAAACAGGUGACACUGGGAGCUUUUGGCCAGGAGGAAGCAGUUAUUUCUAACCCCCUAUCGCCCGCAGUGAUUAAGGACAUGAUCUAUGAUAAAUGCCGAUUACAAGAUGAAAGAGAAGCUGUGGUGCAGCAGGAACUUGUCAUCCAUAUUGGCUGGAUCAUCUCCAAUUCCCCAGAACUCUUCAGUGGAAUGCUGAAGAUACGGAUUGGAUGGAUCAUCCAUGCUAUGAAGUAUGAACUGAAAAUCCGUGCUGGGGAUAUGCCAGCCAAGGACUUGUACCAGAUGUCCCCCAGUGAAGUGAAGCAGCUCCUGCUGGACAUUCUGCAGCCUCAGCAGCCGGGCAGGAGCUGGCUGAACAGGAGGCAGCUGGAUGGCUCCCUGAACAGAACUCCUGCGGGCUUCUACGACCGCGUGUGGCAGAUCCUGGAGAGAACCCCCAACGGCCUGAUCGUGGCAGGGAGAUUCCUGCCCCAGCAACCAACCUUAUCGGAUAUGACCAUGUAUGAAAUGAAUUUCUCCCUCCUAGUUGAAGAUAUGCUGCAAAACAUCGACCAGCCACAAUACAGGCAAAUCAUCGUGGAGUUGCUGAUGGUUAUAUCUGUUAUUUUGGAGAGAAAUCCUGAGCUAGAGUUCCAGGACAAAGUGGACUUGGACAAGGUGGUGCAAGAAGCAUUUCAUGACUUUCAGAAAGAUCACAGCAGUCCAAAGGGAUCUGAAAAUCAAAGUGACAUGACUGCAUUCUACAACACCCACCCACUUGGAAAAAAGGGAACGUGCAGCUACUUGAGCAAGGCUGUGAUCACUUUGCUGCUGGAAGGGGAAAUGAAAUCAAGCCACGAUGAUCCUUGCACCAUUAGCUAAGGCUUGGCACACAGCACAGGAAUUGUUGCUUUACUUAGUGUUCCAUGUAUUUUUCAAGCCAAUUAUAAGGGACUGUUUUGAAGGGUAACCCUGGCUAGUGACACAAAUGCAUCCUAUCCUUUGCUGAAAGAAGUGCCAUUAAAGAUACCAAGUGCCACCACAUUUUCUCCUUUCUCAGCUAUGCAGCAUGAAAGUAAGCACAUGAACCUAGUCCUGUGGUAUUUGAUUAAGUUGAAUAGGAAUGUAUUUAUGAUCUUAAAAUAUGCAUCUACUGUAGCUGGUAAAUUCAAGGGAACGGCAGUAUGAGAUUUUGUCUUUAUACCUCUAUUUAUUUAUAAUUGCAAACAAGUAGAAGAUAAAUUAAUAUGCAUACCAAUCAGUGUGAAAAUACAAAAAGUGGAUUAUUUUCUUAAUAUUCUACAAACGAAUUGGAGGUGAAGUAUUUGUUAUUCUCUUAAGGUUUUCUUUAUCGGUUCAAGUGAUAGCAUUCAUUUAAUGUGUUGGGUUUUUUAAUUUACAGGUUGGUAACUUGAUAUACAGGUUUCAUCCUAAUAGAGCAACUUUUUAUCUCUAGCAAUACACAUCACUGUAUUUUUCCCCAUUGUUAUUUAAACAUUUAACAAGGGAAAUAUAUGGUAACACAAUAAAAGUUUGUUUUUUAAAAAAGGCAAACAAGCUGUAUUUAAAUUAAAAUCAAUGAAGAAAUAACUUUGUAUUACAUAUGUUAUUAUGGUAUUAAAUAAUUCGAGACACACUUAUUUAUCUCCUGAAUGUGUGAAAACACUGUAUGCUACAUGCUUUAUUUUGGUGAAAAUAAUAAAAAGCAAAUGCUUGUAAAAAAAAAAA
This is a messenger RNA of Taeniopygia guttata (zebra finch), 6610 nucleotides long. RefSeq names its product phosphorylase kinase regulatory subunit beta (gene PHKB). Gene Ontology annotation, biological process: glycogen metabolic process. The record is from RefSeq and is a predicted model, not a curated record. Gene Ontology annotation, molecular function: calmodulin binding. Gene Ontology annotation, cellular component: phosphorylase kinase complex. NCBI's taxonomy places the organism in Eukaryota, Metazoa, Chordata, Aves, Passeriformes, Estrildidae.